Molecule: messenger RNA, 1005 nt
Organism: Didymodactylos carnosus
Lineage: Eukaryota; Metazoa; Rotifera; Eurotatoria; Philodinida; Philodinidae
Source: the annotation of a GenBank genome assembly
AUGCCACAUUUACCUGAUUUUCUUAAAAACAAGGAGCUUUUUCAAGAACCAAUUUUUCAUUCAAUCGCAAUCACAGAUGUACAUGCGGGUGAUCAUGUUUAUGUGUGGAGAGUGCCGUUAUUUCAGCAUCAUGGUGUUAUUCUGUCUGUCGACGAAAACGAUUAUGACCAAUCUGAAGUACUCGAAUUUAAUACGCCUGAUGGUAGUUUAAGUAAAACACGUGCACAAAUACAAAUUGUUCCAUUGAGAAUAUUUCGAAAAGGACGUAAAUUAAAACGUGUUAUGUACAGCUCCAAAGUGCAUCGAUUUAAACUCGCUGGAACAGCCUAUGCAAUGGAAUCAUUACCGGCAGAAAUAGUGGUGGAAAACGCUCGUUUUGUACUGAAACAAAUAGAAUCGGGUUAUGAAAUUCCUGAUAUAGAUUUCGAUGGAAAAUACAAUCUUAUCGGAAAGAACUGUGAAUGUCUGGCUUAUUUUUGCAAGACUGGUAUAUGGUAUUCGACUCAAAUUGAAAAGGUUGUUCAUUGGGUAGGAAAGCCUUUGCUGACCUUUAUAAAAGGAUUUUUCGAUUUAGCAAUUGCACACUCAAUAAUCCAGUCUGUCGAACAAGAAGCAUUAAGCGAAGCGAUUGAAUCAUCAUUCUGCAUAUUUGAAAAUAAAUUUUGUUCGACAUUGUUCGCCGAAGGUAUUGGUCAAGCCAUUGCUGUUGUUAUUGUUGAAAUCGUCAAACUCUGCUUUCGAGUGUAUCAGUAUAAACAAGGACAAAUGACGAAAGAAGAAUUUUAUAGUAAAACGUUAAAAAGCUUAAUACAAUCAUUAUCAAUCGGCAUAUUUUCUCUAUUGAUUCAAGGUUUUCUGACUUAUUUUACUUUUGGUUCUGCCGCCUUUUGCCCUUUUGUUGGUGGGUUUGCAGGUGCAAUAAUUGGCUCUCUAGUGGGCGAGAUAUUAGCACGAUUAAUUGUCAAUGGAACAAUUGUAGCCCAUCACAAACUACUAACAGAUUGA